GGCACACUUGACGCGCCCUGGUCAAUUAGCCCGUCCGGCGCCGGCUUGCCGCCAUGGGACCCAUGGCCGACCCGCGGCGUGAGGGGCGAGCGCUCACCCAGGAGAUGGUGUUCAUGCGGACCAAGUGCAACCGCAUGGACCUCAUCAAGAACCUGAACCUUUGGGGCAACGAUUUGCAGGACAUCAGCGUGAUUCAGUGCAUGCCCAACCUGGAGGUGCUGAGCCUGAGUGUGAACCAGGUCUCUACGCUAGUGGACCUCCAGCACUGUCCGCGGCUUUCGGAGCUCUACCUGCGGAAGAACGAGAUCGUAGACCUGUCAGAGAUCCUGUAUUUGCGGCGGCUGCGCCGGAUGAAGGUCCUCUGGCUGGCAGACAACCCUUGUGCAGACUUGCCGUACUACCGGCAGUACAUCCUUCAUCACCUGCCGGGCCUCACGAAGAUUGAUGCUGAGGACGUGACGGAGGAGGAGCGAAGAGAAGCGCAGAUGUUGGACUUUGCGGGCCUCGAAACCAACGGGGGCGAUGGCCCUGCGGAGGACUACGCCGAAGAGUACGACAGCGCCGGCCGGCGCCGUGCCGGCAGCGAAGACAUGGAGGCGCUGGCCCGGGCACAGGCCCAAGAGGAGCUGCGCCGUGUGCAGAGCUCCCCAGUGGACCGCCUCAGCGCGUCGCGGCCGCAUGAGCGGCGGCCUUUGGGAUAUCGCCAGGAGGAGUCUCCGGAGCACACAGGCCAAGGGAGGGCGGCUUAUCGCUCCGCACCACUGCGAGAACCGCUGCUGGAGGACGAGGACCUAAUCGAGCAGCGGCGCGUGCCCCAGAGGAGGCCUACCCGUCCAGAGCAGCGCGGAUCUAGGACGGAUUUGCCACCCACUGGUAUGCGCGAGGCAAAUUGGGAGGAGCGGGACAGCCGCAAUGGCACGCCCAAGCAAGACCCACCAGGACGCGCAGCGGCCUGGGGCGACAUGCAGCGGCCAAGCGAGGAGCUGCCACCGCAGGCCCCGACUUGCGAUCUUGCUUGUUGAGUCCGCUCGCUUUCGGUGCUCGUGGCCUGGACACCCAACUUGAGAAGUUAUUCAUCCGGUGCACCUAAUCAACGCAGAGGCUCAAGGACGCCAGACGCAGAAACAAAACCGUCGCACUUACUUGAAUCAGAGCUAUGACAGAGGCUGAAGCAGUCAUCCGCAACGAGUCCGGCUACAUCACCCACACAGCCAAGAAGGACUUCGGUCCUUUGGAGUUCACGGGCAAGAUUGGGG
Messenger RNA from Effrenium voratum, 1256 nucleotides. Lineage: Eukaryota; Dinophyceae; Suessiales; Symbiodiniaceae. The record is from the annotation of a GenBank genome assembly.